AUGGCAGAGCCUUCGUUGUUACCGAUACCGUCGCUUCCGUUUGACUUAAUCGAAGAGACACUUCAUAGGACUCCGGCUGAAUCUUUGAUCCGAUUCAAAUCAACGUGCAAGAGAUGGUACGCUCUCAUCAGCAGCGACAAGAAGUUCAUGCAAAAGCACUUAGAUAACUCUCCGGAACGGUUUCUAAAGAUCGAUGUUGAUGAGGGGGUUCAAAUCAUGGAUCCGCUGACUGGAAUCUUCUCGGUUACACCAAUCCCACACGUGUUUCGCAACACGUAUCCGAUUCUUUCUAUGGUUCACUGUGAUGGUCUGAUGUUGUGCAUGUGUCGAGGAGUAAGAGAUGGCGCCGGUCUCGCAGUGUGGAAUCCGUUUUUGAGGAAAUUCAAAUGGAUCAAACCAUCGGUUCGUUACUGGGAUAGUGAUUACUUCGGGAUUGGAUACGACAAUGCAUCUCGUGACAACUACAAAAUCUUGAGGUUUUGGGGUCCUAUGUCCCGUCGCGACGAUGAGAAAUCAGAUCCAAAGUGUGAGAUCAAAGAAUUCAAUUCUAAGUCGUGGAGAAACAUUAAUGCUGACGUUGAUGGACGAGUUGUUAUGGAUUGCAGAGGUGUGUCUGUGAAGGGUAAUAUGUAUUGGAUUGCUGAUAAUAGUACCGACGACUUCAUUCUAAGUUUUGAUUUCUCCGUGGAAACAUUCAAGAACGUAUGUGUUUGUCCUCCUUCUUGGGUUGCUCGGAAACUAGCAUGUUUCAGUGGAGAUAGACUCUCUUUGUUGCAACAAUCUAAUGAUGUGGAAGCAAGCGAGAUUGAGGUGUGGGUGACAAACGAGUUGAGUGACGGUGUUGUUUCGUUUAGCAGAUAUUUCAGCGUCACUAGCCCUGAUCUUCCGGCGUUACAUUUCCAUGAUCGGAUGGAUAGUCCGGGAUAUUCGGUUGGUAAGCACAGAGAUAUCAUGGCUUGGUGUGAGAGAGCUGAAAAAAAGGAUGAUGUGUGGUAUGUUUGCGUCAAGUUUUACGAAAUUGGUGGUGAAGGUGGGAUCAGAAAACAGAUUGUGACAGGAAGACAUCGACGGCUUGACUACAAUGACCCGUUGAUUUGUAGCUAUGUGUAUGUUCCAAGUCUAGUUUCGAUUCCUGUCAAGAAGAAUAAGAGGUAG
Molecule: messenger RNA, 1155 nt
Organism: Camelina sativa (false flax)
Lineage: Eukaryota; Viridiplantae; Streptophyta; Magnoliopsida; Brassicales; Brassicaceae
Source: RefSeq, a predicted model, not a curated record